Fulvia fulva is the source of this 6612-nucleotide messenger RNA. RefSeq names its product Pre-mRNA-splicing factor brr2. The coding region runs from base 1 to 6612 and encodes 2203 amino acids. Lineage: Eukaryota; Fungi; Ascomycota; Dothideomycetes; Mycosphaerellales; Mycosphaerellaceae. The record is from RefSeq and is a predicted model, not a curated record. The transcript has a single exon. Gene Ontology annotation, cellular component: nucleus. Gene Ontology annotation, molecular function: ATP hydrolysis activity; ATP binding; nucleic acid binding.
AUGUCGGGCAACAAGGGAAAGGGUGGCGAUGGCGCCGAUAACAACUUGGGCCAGUACAAAUAUGCGGCCAUGUCCAACUUGGUCCUGCAGGCCGAUCGAAGAUUCGUUUCGAGACGUGGCGAUGAGACGACAGGCGACCCGGAAUCGCUGGCUGGACGGAUCAAUCUGAACGAGAUGGGAUCGCGAACGGCACGAGAAAAGGCUCCAGUCUCGGCAGCGCCACCAGAGCAGGCGCGAAAGAGGAAACGCACAGAGCCCGUGCAGAGCUCCCGAGCUGCUGGUGUGUUGAGUGCGCAGGAUAUGAAUAUUGAGGGCCUGCGGUAUCGACCUCGAACAGCCGCGAACAAGGAUGUUUACGACUUGAUCUCCACGAAUGUCGCGCAGAAGAUGGGCGGUGACUAUGGUCUCGCCGUAACGGCUUCUGCGACAGACUCAGUCCUGGAAUACCUCAAGGACGACAACAUGAAGGACUUCGACAAGAAGAAAGAGAUUGACGACAUUCUUGGCAUCACAACUUCGAGCAAAGAGUUCAAUCAAUUGGUGAAUCUGGGCAAGAAAAUCACCGAUUACGAUCAGCAGGAUGACGACGAAGAAAUGGCCGAAGGCGGCGAGGACGCAGAUCUGGAUGAGAAUAACGGUGUUGCGGUCGACUUCGGGGACGAAUCUGAAGGCGAAGAUCAAAACCAAACAUUCGAGGUCCGUGAUGAGGACGAAGAGUCGGAAGAUGAUCUUGCCAUGGGUACAGAAGAAGUCGCAGAAGACGGUGCAGGCCCGCCACCUCAAGGCGAAGGAGACCAGGAAGAGGAAGACGAAGAUGGCAUGGUCAUUGAGAACAAGCCACGACGGGGCGCAAGAGAAGAUAAGGAUCCGACCUUUGUGCCUGCCCACGAGAUCGAUGCAUACUGGCUCCAACGGCAGAUUGGUCAAAUAUACGAGGAUGCGCAUACACAGACCGAGAAGACCAAGGAAGCAGAAUCGAUCAUGGCUGGACUGGACGACUCUGGCGAGGAGAAACCACUUCGAGACGUCGAGAACGACUUGAUGGAGCUGUUCGACUAUGAACAUCACGAAGUGGUUGGGAAGCUGGUGAAGAACAGAGACAAGGUCGUCUGGGUCACAAGAUGGCGGAGGGUCGCUGAAGACGAAGCGUCGCGCGUGGCAUUGGAGAAGGAAAUGGUCAACGCUGGUCACGCGAGCAUUCUCAAAGAGCUUCGCGGUCGAGAUGAAGCGCCAGGGAAAGCUGCGCCGAAGAUCAAAGUCAAUAUCGAUGCCAUGGACCUGGAUGCCAAAUUGCCGAUCAAGGACGAGGAAGAUGAGCCUAAGAAGGAUGGUCUUCAGGGCGGUUUGCAACCUAGGAAGACCCUGAACCUCGACGAUCUCAAAUUUGAUGCCGGCAAUCAUCUUAUGACCAACCAGAAUGUCAAGCUGCCAGCUGGCUCUGUCAAGCGGACGUUUAAGGGAUGGGAAGAGAUCCACGUUCCUGCACCGAAACGAAAGCCAAACGCGAACGAGAGGCCCUUGAUUCCCACAUCAGACCUCCCAGCCUGGGCGAGGACCGGCUUCGGUAGCUCCACUUCGCUCAAUCGAAUCCAGACCGAGUGUUAUCCUUCAGCGUUUGAAGGAGAUGGUAAUAUGUUGAUCUGUGCUCCUACUGGAUCUGGUAAAACGAACGUCGCUAUGCUCACAAUGCUGCGCGAGAUCGGCAAGCACCGCGACCCGAGGACCGGUGAGAUCAACUUGGACGAAUUCAAGAUUAUCUACAUUGCUCCUCUGAAGGCCUUGGUUCAAGAACAGGUCGGCAACUUUGGCGCUCGUCUGAAGCCAUAUGGCAUCACUGUCUCCGAGCUUACUGGUGACAGGCAGCUUACGAAACAGCAGAUUGCCGACACUCAGGUCAUCGUGACAACACCUGAGAAGUGGGAUGUCAUCACGAGAAAGGCGACGGACACCAGUUACACGAACCUGGUUCGCCUGAUAUGCAUUGACGAGAUUCAUCUUCUGCAUGAUGACAGAGGACCUGUGCUUGAGAGUAUUGUUUCCCGGACGAUCCGACGCACCGAACAGACUGGUGACCCUGUCCGAAUCGUCGGUCUUUCUGCGACGCUGCCCAACUACCGCGAUGUUGCAGCUUUCCUGCGUGUAGACACACAGAAGGACUUGUUCCACUUUGACGGCACAUUCCGACCUUGCCCGCUGAAGCAAGAGUUUAUUGGCGUCACCGACAAGAAGGCCAUCAAGCAGCUCAAGACCAUGAACGAUGUAUGUUACAACAAAACGCUUGAGCAAGUCGGCCAGAACAAGAACCAGAUGCUCAUUUUCGUCCACUCGCGAAAAGAGACUGCGAAGACUGCGAAGUAUAUUCGUGACAAGGCCCUCGAGGAGGACAAGAUCGGCCAAAUUCUGCGAACGGAUGCUGCUAGCCGCGAGAUCUUGCGCGAAGAAGCUGAAUCCGUCACGAAUACUGAUCUCAAGGACGUGCUGCCAUAUGGCUUCGGUAUUCACCACGCUGGUAUGAGCCGAGCCGACAGAACAGCUGUGGAAGAUCUCUUCGCAGAUGGCGCAAUCCAAGUUCUGGUGUGUACAGCCACACUCGCCUGGGGUGUCAACUUGCCCGCGCAUACUGUAAUAAUCAAAGGCACGCAGAUCUACUCGCCAGAGAAAGGUUCGUGGGUUGAGCUCAGUCCGCAAGAUGUGCUUCAGAUGCUGGGUCGUGCGGGUCGUCCACAGUACGACACCUACGGUGAAGGUAUCAUCAUCACGACUCAGACUGAGAUACAGUACUAUCUGUCGCUGAUGAAUCAGCAACUGCCGAUUGAGUCGCAGUUCGUGUCACGGCUGGCCGAUAACCUCAAUGCUGAGAUUGUCUUAGGCAACGUCAGGACUCGCGAUGAAGGCGUAGAAUGGCUCGGCUACACUUACCUCUUCGUCCGCAUGCUGCGCACACCUAACCUGUACCAGGUCGGACAGGAUAUCGAGGAAGAUGCGACACUGGAGCAAAAGAGAGUAGAUCUGAUUCACUCUGCCGCUGCCGUGCUGGAGAAAGCAAGCUUGAUCAAGUACGAGAAGAAGACUGGGCGCCUUCAGUCGACAGAUCUUGGCCGUGUCGCAAGUCACUACUACAUCACCCACAACAGCAUGCUGACAUACAACAUGCACAUUCAGCCAGCUACCAGCCCGAUUGAGCUGUUCAGAGUCUUCGCGCUCAGCGACGAGUUCAAGUACAUUCCAGUCCGACAAGAUGAGAAGCUUGAACUCGCGAAGUUGCUAGGUCGUGUGCCUAUUCCUGUCAAGGAGACCAUCGACGAACCUCAGUGCAAGAUCAACGUGCUGCUCCAAGCAUAUGUUAGCCGGCUGAAGCUAGAAGGUCUGGCUCUAAUGGCAGACCUUGUGUACGUGACACAAUCGGCUGGUCGUAUUCUGCGCGCAAUGUUUGAGAUCGCGCUGAAGAAGGGCUGGUCGUCAGUUGCCAAGGAUGCACUUGACCUGUGUAAGAUGGCAGAGAAGCGCAUGUGGCCGACGAUGACACCGCUGCGACAGUUCCCAGACUGUCCACCAGAGAUCACCAAGAAGGCUGAGCGUAUCGACGUGCCAUGGUCAAGCUACUUCGAUCUGGAUCCACCUCGCAUGGGUGAGUUGCUUGGUAUGCAGAAGCAAGGCCGACAGGUUUGCAAUAUGAUUGCGAAGUUUCCACGGCUGGACAUCCAAGCACAGUGCCAGCCCAUCACAAGGAGCAUGCUCAAGGUGGAGUUGACUCUGACGCCUCGUUUCGAGUGGGACGACAACGUUCACCAUGGCAGCGAGCUCUUCUGGAUUAUGGUCGAAGACUGCGACGGCGAGGACAUCCUCUUCCACGACCAGUUUGUGCUUCGCAAGGACUACGCCAUGGCCGAAAUGAACGAGCAUAUCGUGGAGUUUACUGUUCCGAUCACAGAGCCGAUGCCACCUAACUACUUCAUCUCGGUCUUCAGUGACAGAUGGAUGCAUGCCGAGAGCAAGCUUACACUGUCCUUCCAGAAGCUGUCCUUGCCUGAGAAGUUCCCACCACACACGCCACUUCUUGACAUGCAGCCACUGCCAGUCGCCGCCCUGAAGCAAGAGGAGUACGUGGAUCUGUUCCAGGACUGGUCACAGUUCAACAAGAUCCAGACACAAGUCUUCAAUGCGUCGUAUCAGACUGAUGACAACGUGUUCGUGGGUGCACCAACAGGAAGUGGCAAAACUGUCUGUGCCGAAUUCGCAUUGCUGAGACACUUCACGAAGGCCAACGGGACAAAGGCUGUAUACAUUGCACCUUUCCAGACACAGGUCGAUGCACGACACAAAGCCUGGAAACCAAGACUCGGCUCUUUGGCUGGUGGCAAGCAGAUCGUAAAGCUCACUGGCGAGACCACAGCUGACCUCAAGCUGCUCGCCGAGGGUGAUCUGAUCCUUGCAACGCCAGUGCAGUGGGACAUGAUGUCUCGCCAGUGGCAGCGACGAAAGAAUGUUCAGAACGUCGGUCUCAUCAUCGCUGAUGACCUGCACAUGCUUGGCGGGCAAGGCGGGUACACCUACGAAGCUGUCAUGUCGCGCUCUCAGGCCAUCAAGGUUCAGCUGGAGAACGACUUGCGCACCAUUGGUCUCAGUGUGUCGCUCUCCAAUGCCAGAGAUAUUGGAGAGUGGAUCGGCUGCAGCAAGCACACAAUUUUCAACUUCAGCCCAAACAACCGACCUCUGCCGCUGAACCUGCACCUACAGACUUUCAACAUCCCCCACUUUCCUUCGCUGAUGUUGGCUAUGACGAAGCCGACCUACCAGGCUAUACUGCAGUACGCGCCUGAAAAGCCUGCCAUGGUCUUUGUACCAAGCCGAAAACAAGUUCGCGCGACAGCUCAGGAUCUGCUGGUGGCAUGCAUAGCAGACGAUGACGAGGACCGUUUUCUUCAUACGGAUGCCGAACAGCUUGCGCCCAUUCUUGGCAGGGUCAAGGAGCGCUCGCUCGCAGAAUCUCUGGCACAUGGCAUUGCGUACUACCACGAAGCACUUAGUGAGUCGGACAAGCAUAUCGUGGAGUCACUGUUUAGCCAGGGAGCCGCACAAGUGUUGUUUGUAUCUCGUGACUGCUGCUGGGAGAUACAAAGCACCGCACACCUCGUUGUGGUCAUGGGUACUCAAUUCUUCGAAGGCCGUGAGCAUCGCUACAUCGACUACCCAAUCAGCGAAGUUCUGCAGAUGUUUGGCAAAGCCGGACGACCCAUGGAGGACAAAGACUCUCGUGGUGUACUGAUGUGCCCAGAUGUCAAGCGCACUUACUACAAGAAGUUCUUGGCCGAAGCACUGCCCAUUGAAAGCCAGCUGCAGUCGUACCUUCACGAUGCCUUCGUCACUGAGAUCAGCACCAAGACUGUGGAGUCGACACAAGACGCCGUGGACUGGACGACAUACACCUACUUUUACCGGAGACUGCUCGCCAACCCCAGCUUUUACGGGCUGACAGACACUUCUCACGAAGGUCUGAGCGCGUACUUGUCCGAGCAAGUCGAAAGCACUCUGAAGGACUUGAACGACGCCAAGAUCAUUGAGCUGGACGAGGAAGAAGACACGAUCACACCCCUGAACGCAGCAAUGAUUGCGGCCUACUACAACAUCUCGUUCAUCACGAUGCAGACCCUGCUGCUGUCUCUGAAGCGCGGCACGAAGCUCAAGGGUAUUCUUGAGGUCGUGACUGCCGCGACCGAAUUUGAAGACAUCCAGAUUCGCCGACACGAAGAGCACACCCUCCAGCGCAUUUACGAUCGUUGCCCUGUCAAGUUGUCCGAGGUCAACUUCGAAUCGCCUCACUUCAAAGCAUUCGUCCUCCUGCAGGCGCACUUCGCGCGCAUGCAGCUGCCGACUGACUUGGCGAAGGACCAAGAAGUCAUCUUGCGCAAGGUCCUCAAUCUGCUCAGUGCCUGUGUUGAUGUCUUGUCAUCGGAAGGUCAUCUCAAUGCCAUGAGUGCGAUGGAGAUCAGCCAGAUGGUCGUCCAAGCCAUGUGGGAUCGUGACUCGCCACUGAAGCAGAUACCUCACUUCGACGACGACAAGAUCGAUGUCUGCAGCAAGUUCUCGAUCAAGGAUGUCUUCGAAUUCCAAGAUGCCAUGGAUCCUGAUGAGAACCCGAACUACAAGAAGUUCAUGGACGGCUUACAGUUCGGCAACAAGCAGCUCGCAGACGCUGCUGGAUUCAUCAACGAGCGAUAUCCUAAUGUUGAGAUGGACUUCAAGCUCGACGAUGCGGAGAACGUUGCGUCAGGCCAGCCAAGCUACGUCAAUGUAUCGAUACAGCGCCAGCUCGAGGAGAAUGAGGAGCCCAAUCUGCAAGUACACGCUCCAUUCUACCCGGCUGAGAAGACUGAGAACUGGUGGCUUGUGGUCGGAGAAGAAAGUACACGGACAUUGCUGGCUAUCAAGAGAGUCACAAUCGUCAAGCAGCUCAACGCGAAACUGGAGAUUGUGCUUCCUACUCCGGGCAAGCACAAUUUGACGUUGUUCCUGAUGAGUGACAGCUACGUGGGUGUAGAUCAAGCUCCAACAUUUGAGGUCGAUGCGGCCGAGGGCAUGGAGGAAGACGAUGAGGAGGACGAUGAGGAGUAG